Orussus abietinus is the source of this 7713-nucleotide messenger RNA. It is a transcript of the gene unc-104, whose product is annotated as kinesin-like protein unc-104. Bases 536 to 5851 code for a protein of 1771 amino acids. Lineage: Eukaryota; Metazoa; Arthropoda; Insecta; Hymenoptera; Orussidae. Gene Ontology annotation, biological process: microtubule-based movement. The transcript has 30 exons. The record is from RefSeq and is a predicted model, not a curated record. Gene Ontology annotation, molecular function: ATP binding; microtubule motor activity; microtubule binding.
UACUCCACUCGAGCAACAGGAAUUAUCGCAAGGAGAGGCGAUAAAAACCUGAAAAUAGCUUAUUUAUUUCUCAAAUUGCUCGUAACUUUUUCGUCCAGUAUUUUUAAAUAUUCAACCGCCUUUAAUAUUCGCGGCUAAACGGUUCAGUUCCUAUUCCUCUUUCUCGCCCUUCUGCGCCUACGCAGUAGACGCGGGAAAUUUGAUUAGGAAGUCCGCGUCUUGAAAACUGAUCUCCGACAAAAACAUUAAUUCCAUUCGCAAUGCGCAAAUUAUUGCGAUGUGGAGCUAUGACCAGUUGACCGCGGGUUAUUUAUACUUCGGAUUUCCCUGAUACUACGCGUCAGAGUUUAAAGAGGUACAGGAUAAAAAAUGAAAAAGAGAGGCGGCGUCGUUGAUGGAGUGUGGAAGGGAGGCCGGAACUACGGGACGCAAACCAAUAUGGCCGCUGCGUCCCAGCUGUUUUCCUGGUCACCCCGUCUAUCUGAGGGCGUCUCAAGGAUUGCGUAAGGACUGAAGACCUCGGAGGAACCCCAAGAUGUCGUCGGUGAAGGUGGCCGUGCGGGUGCGUCCCUUCAACAACCGCGAAAUCUCCCGCGAGGCACAAUGCAUCAUCGAGAUGACCGGCAAUACAACAUCGAUAAUCAACCCGAAAGCACCGCCCGGCAGUAAAGAUGCGGCCAAAAGCUUUAAUUACGAUUACUCCUACUUCUCCAUGGACCCCUGCGAUACGAAUUAUUCCUCGCAGAUUAUGGUGUAUAAGGACAUCGGCGAAGAGAUGCUCGAGCAUGCGUUCGAAGGAUACAAUGUAUGCAUAUUCGCAUACGGCCAGACCGGGGCAGGGAAAUCGUACACCAUGAUGGGUAAACAAGAAGACGGCCAGGAGGGCAUAAUACCACAGAUCUGCAAGGAUCUCUUCAGGAAAAUCAGCAUUAACACCAAUGAACAACUGAAAUACUCGGUAGAAGUUAGCUACAUGGAAAUCUACUGCGAGCGGGUUCGCGACUUGCUGAAUCCUAAAAAUAAAGGGAACCUUCGAGUCAGGGAACAUCCUUUAUUGGGGCCCUACGUCGAGGACCUCUCCAAAUUGGCGGUGAUGUCUUACGAGGACAUCCACGACCUCAUCGACGAGGGCAAUAAAGCCAGGACUGUCGCGGCGACAAACAUGAACGAGACUUCCAGCAGGUCGCACGCCGUUUUCACGAUCUUCUUUACUCAGCAGAAGCACGAUAAAACGACAAGUCUGGUUACCGAGAAAGUCAGCAAGAUUUCUCUGGUGGAUCUUGCAGGAUCAGAAAGGGCUGAUUCAACCGGAGCUAAAGGAACCAGACUGAAAGAGGGGGCCAACAUUAACAAGAGUUUGACCACUCUUGGCAAAGUUAUUAGCGCCCUUGCAGAAAUCUCGGCUACGAAAAAGAAGAAGAAGGCAGAUUUCAUCCCUUACAGAGAUUCGGUCCUGACUUGGCUUCUUCGAGAAAAUCUCGGGGGAAAUUCGAAAACAGCCAUGAUCGCCGCAGUCAGCCCUGCCGAUAUUAACUACGACGAGACCCUCUCUACCCUCAGGUAUGCCGAUCGAGCUAAGCAGAUCGUUUGCAAAGCCGUCGUCAACGAGGACGCGAAUGCGAAACUCAUCAGGGAGCUCAAAGAAGAGAUCCAAAAGCUGCGCGAGUUGCUCAAGCAAGAAGGCAUCGAUUUCCAAGAAGGGCCAGAUGGCAAAGUCACUUAUGAAAAGAAAGAAUCUAGGGACGAGUCGAUCAUCAAGUCCACGAAACGCGAAGAUGACUUCAAAGAGCCUCACCAAAGGAUUCCGUCUCAUCCUGGCUCGACCAUUGCUGAAGAAGCUGUGGACCAACUUCAGGCUUCGGAAAAACUGAUAGCAGAACUGAACGAGACAUGGGAGCAGAAAUUGAAGCGAACAGAAGCCAUUCGUCUUCAACGCGAGGCGGUUUUCGCGGAGAUGGGAGUCGCCGUGAAAGAAGAUGGCGUCACCGUUGGCGUCUUCUCGCCGAAGAAGACGCCUCAUCUCGUGAACCUUAACGAAGAUCCGUUGAUGUCGGAGUGUCUGAUCUACUAUAUAAAGGAUGGUUUCACAAGGAUUGGCUCGGCCGAAGCCAACAUUCCUCAGGAUAUUCAGCUCUGCGGUCCUCAUAUCCUGAGCGAGCACUGCGUCUUCGAGAACCACGAAGGCGUGAUUACUCUAAUGCCGAAAAAGGGGGCUUUGAUUUAUGUUAAUGGCCGGGAGGUGACGGAACCCGUCAUCCUGAGGACAGGCUCUAGGGUCAUUCUCGGGAAGAACCAUGUCUUCAGGUUCAACCAUCCCGAUCAAGUUCGGGAGAGACGAGAGAAGAAUUCCCCGGCAGAGACUCCCGCAAAUGGAGAGACAGUAGAUUGGAACUUCGCCCAGAUUGAACUCCUAGAAAAGCAGGGCAUCGAUCUGAAGGCAGAAAUGGAGAAGAGAUUGCUCGUCCUGGAAGAGCAAUUCCGCAAGGAGAAGGAGGAGGCUGAUCAGUUCUUCGAGGAACAAAGAAAGAAUUACGAGGCUCGGAUAGACGCCUUGCAGAAACAGGUGGAGGAGCAGAGCAUGACGAUGUCGAUGUACAGCAGCUACACCCCGGAAGACUUCAACAACAUCGAAGAAGAUAUCUUCGUCAACCCAUUGUUUGACGCAGAGAGCAACUGGACCGAACGCGAGUUCCAACUGGCUGCGUGGGCCUUCCGCAAGUGGAAGUACCAUCAGUUCACCAGUCUUCGAGAUGAUCUCUGGGGCAACGCUAUCUUCCUGAAGGAAGCCAACGCCAUAUCCGUCGAGCUCAAGAAGAAGGUUCAAUUCCAGUUUACCCUGUUGACGGAUACCCUCUAUUCCCCGCUGCCGCCGGAUCUUCUACCCGCAGUAGAUGAAGACGAGGAAGAAGAGAGACCCUUCCCACGAACCAUCGUGGCCGUCGAGGUGCAAGACACGAAGAACGGAGCCACGCAUUACUGGACCCUUGAUAAACUGAGACAGCGCUUGGAGCUGAUGCGACACAUAUACAAUGAAGACUUGAGUCCCAGCACUCCGGAGGCCAAAGAGGAUAUUUUCCAAUGCCUUACGGUCUACUCUAAUCAGAAGUUCUCGCUCGCAAAUCUUUUGCCUUCGAGGCAAAGAUUGGAGCUGAUGAGGGAGAUGUACCACAACGAGGCCGAACUCUCGCCUACGUCUCCGGAUUACAAUAUUGAAACCAUCACCGGUGGUGAUCCCUUCUACGACAGGUUCCCCUGGUUCCGGAUGGUCGGCAGGUCUUUCGUCUACCUGAGUAAUCUGAUGUAUCCAGUGCCGUUGAUCCACAAAGUAGCAAUAGUCAACGAAAAGGGAGACGUGAAGGGAUAUCUCAGAGUGGCAGUUCAGGCAGUCGUCGAAGAGGAAAACAGUGAAUACUCGAGUGGAGUCAGACAGUCGGCUCGAAUCUCCUUCGAAGACGACCUCUUUGGCGGCCAGAGGCAGAGCAAGUGGAACACCCUGCUCACCCAGAAUUUAGAGAAGAGUCAGCAGAUCCUUCAGGAAGAGCGGGUCGUGGAGGGCCAGACAGAGGGCAAGGAUCUAAAGGACGACGAGGAAGUUGGCGAUGCAGAUAGCGGAAGAGGAGACAGCUCCGUUGCCAGUGACAUGAAAGAAGAAGAACUACCGGAUCAUCUCCAACCUGGACACGAGUUCACCUUCAGAGUCACCGUUCUUCAGGCAAUGGGCAUUGCGACGGAAUACGCAGACAUCUUCUGCCAAUUCAACUUCUUGCACCGCCACGACGAGGCCUUCUCCACGGAGCCGGUGAAGAACACCGGGAAAGGGAACUCGCCAGGGUUCUAUCACGUACAAAACAUCACCGUUACGGUUACGAAGUCAUUCUUGGAGUACCUGAAGACUCAGCCGAUCGUCUUUGAGGUCUUCGGCCAUUACCAGCAACACCCUCUGCACAAAGAUGCAAAGCUAGACUACAGCGUAAGACAACCACCAAAGAGGAUGCUUCCGCCAUCGAUUCCCAUCAGCCAGCCAGUUAGGUCACCGAAGUUUGGCAGUGUUUUACCAUCUCCCAGCACAUCGCACGUACAUGCCAAGUACGACGUCCUGGUGUGGUUCGAAAUCUGCGAGUUGGCUCCCAAUGGAGAAUACGUGCCAUCGGUGGUGGACCACAGCGACGACCUUCCAUGUCGGGGAUUGUUCCUCCUUCAUCAGGGAAUCCAAAGAAGGAUCCGCAUCACCAUUGUCCACGAACAUGCCCCCGAAUUACGGUGGAAGGAUGUGAGGGAGCUCGUAGUCGGGCGCAUCAGGAACACCCCAGAACCAGAGGAGGAAGACAACGACUCGUCGGUUCUCUCGCUCGGUCUCUUCCCAGGGGAAUACCUGGAAGUCCCUGGGGAUGAUCGCUGCAUGUUCAGAUUCGAAGCUGCCUGGGACAGUUCGCUGCAUAAUUCUGCCUUGCUCAACCGGGUCACCGCCUAUGGCGAACAGAUAUUCAUGACCAUCUCUGCGUACCUUGAACUUGAGAACUGUGGACGACCGGCUAUUAUCACGAAAGAUCUCAGCAUGAUCAUCUACGGAAGGGACGCUAGGGUUGGCCCCAGGUCCCUGAAGCAUCUUUUCAGUGGCACCUAUCGCAACCAAGAGGCCAACAGAUUCAGUGGAGUCUACGAAUUAGUCCUUCGUCGCUCAUCCGAAGCAGGUGUGCAACGGCGACAACGACGUGUCCUUGACACCAGUUCCACCUACGUGAGAGGCGAAGAGAACCUCCACGGAUGGAGACCUCGAGGAGACAGCCUCAUCUUCGACCACCAGUGGGAAUUGGAGAAGCUGACCAGGCUCGAAGAAGUCGAGAGGGUCAGACACACUCUUCUGCUGCGAGAGAAACUCGGCAUCGACAAAAUCCCUCUCUGCAACAAGACGUCGCACGACUUCACAAAGAGCGAAAAAGAAGUCUGUAAUAUGGUGGCGAAGGCAACAAACGAGCCUCAUGCCAGCCCGGUGAAGCUGAAGAGGUCGACGAGCAAAGACGUUUACGAGCCCUGGGAGAUGACGGAAAGAGAACGCGAAUUGGCCACGAAGUACAUCAAGCUGAUCCAAGGAAGAAUCCCCAGCAAGGAGCCCAUUGUAUUGUCCGACGUCUCCCCUGGGGAGGACACCAUCGCGGACAUGUCGGCCUCGAUGAUGUCGUCCGUAGUUUCCUCCUCUUCCCAAGAGUCAGUAUACUCCCGCCUUCUAAAUCUUCAGUCCACAGGAAUUGUUCUGGGCGCCACCUCUAAGUCGUGCAUCUUUAGGUUGAGCUCUCCGGAGCGCGCGAGACUUCAGGAGCUCCAGGACAGCAUCAUGGCGGGAGAAUCUGCAAGCCAGACCAACACCAUGGCCCCGGCUCCCUUGGGCUCUUCCUCUCCUUUGAAAGAAAGCCUCGUCCUCUAUGUCCCAGAAGUUGAAGAGAUCCGAAUCAGCCCGGUGAUCGCCAGGAAAGGGUACCUCAACGUCCUCGAGCAUAAGACCAAUGGUUGGAAAAAGCGAUGGGUGGCCGUUCGCAGACCGUACGUCUUCAUCUUCAGGGAGGAGAAGGACCCUGUUGAGCGGGCACUCAUCAACCUUGCCACAGCUCAAGUCGAGUACUCGGAAGACCAGCUGGCUAUGGUCAAAGUACCCAACACCUUCAGCGUCGUCACCAAACACCGAGGGUACCUUCUGCAGACUCUCGGAGACAAGGAAGUUUACGACUGGCUCUAUGCCAUCAAUCCUCUUCUGGCUGGUCAGAUCAGGUCAAAAUUGGCUCGCAAAGGGCCUGGACCAUUAUUGACGCCGAUUACGCUAGCGCCACCCCCGGAAACGCAAACUCCGGCCAAGUGAGUGAUCGACUCGUUGGCCGAGGUGACGAGCGUCGUUUCGCGAGCCUCGAAGAAGAUUCUUCGUCGCUCGUACACAGCCCUUGAGUCCCAAGACAUCUGUAGUCUCCAAUUUUGAGUAGUCUUCGAGUAAAAGAACCAAUGAACCGCGGAAUCCUUCGGGAACGACGGAGGUGCCAGCGCCCCCUGGGACCGCUCGUCGUUUCCAUGGACGAUUCCCAAGAGGCGAUCCCGUUUUUAACUAUUAAGACGUCGGAAUAAGGUGCGAAGAUUCGUUAGUUCCUCGACUAGCUUUCACAGGCCUGCUAGGAGACUGCGAUAUCUCCGGUUACCUCGUACGCACGAAACCGGAGAGGAGUCUCUCCGGUCGUUUCUGGAGAAACGCUUCCCGAGAAGAGACGCUCCCAGGUCCUAUGAAUCGGUAUUGGGAGUUCUCCAUAUUUUGGAGAACUCCUAACAUCGCGGAAUGACUCGAGUACUUGCUGGAUGUGUCACACGAAUCCUUUCUCGGAAUUGACUGUAUUUUCUACGUGCAGAAGCGCGCAGUCGCGUCUCUUCGGACGUUUCUGCAGAAACGCUCCUCGAAAUGAGUCGCUUGCGGAAUGCACACACCGAGAGAAACGUCACCUCCAACCGAACGUUUCCGUGGAAUUAAGAUUUUCAUUAGAAUCACCGGGAUUUUAGGGACAACUAAGGUUUCAGGUUCAUUCCUGAAGGGAUUAGGAUGGGGCGGCGUUCGAGAUUGUACAUUCGGGCAGCUAUAUUUCCUUUUUCCGAGUACGCUGAUUACUGAGGGGUGGCCGCCAUCUUGGAGAACGCUCCGCUUGGCGGAUAAUCGGGAGGUAUCGCUCGAGGGAAUUGAUACUUGCAGAUGACAAUAUUCGUUAAUACUUUGCGGUUAUUAUACUUAGGUUUUUGGUACAAAAUGGAGCCGCGUGCUCACAGUAUUUUCGCUAGCGUUGGCAAUACCGCGAGAGGUAAAAAUGCAAUAGUAGACAGCAGCACGUGUCCGAGCUCGCCAUCUUACCUAGGGAUUAGUUCUUUUUGUCGACGUGGUGUAUAAAGUUUGUAAAUAAUCGAUAUUCGAAGGGGAAUAUAGCCGAAAAUAAUGGACGGAACUCGAACAAUCAUGAUCUGGCGUUCUCGAAGCCGUUCGCUACAUCUUUAUGUAAGUUUACAUAGAGGAAAGGAGAACGCAAAGAACUCGAAGCUUCCGUAAAGAUGGAAUUGGAUAGACAUUUUCAUCGCUAUUGUCGCCCUUUGUUUUUCGUUAAAAAAAUUCGUAGUUUCUGGUACCAGACGAGUACCAGGGAAUUGACCUCCUAGACAUGCUUGUACGUCAACGAAUGGACUGAAAAUUCGUUAGAACGGAACGGAACUCUCGGAAUUCAGUAACGUCUGCUCAAUGCCAGCUCGGCUGUAAUCUACUUUACAAUAAUUCCUAUUACCGCAAAGUGUUGACUAAUAUUGAGGGGUGUCAAUCGAAAGCUCUCGCUUCCUCGGGGAAGGAGGAUUUAGAAAAUGCGGCUGGGAACGCUGAUGAAAAGUGCAAUAAGAAAUCAGAGCGACCGACGGUCGCCCCGAAAUACUCAAUGGUCUUCGACCUGACUUAGGCGCAGGUUGAAAGGUCGACCGAUUUCUCGAGAUCGACCUAUCCAAACACUCCAAGCACACGACUCGGGGAGUAACUAAGCUUUAUUCGACAUUUAAAUGUUACACGGAAGCUAUAUAAUAAUCCUCGCUUCGCCAGACUCGACGACGAACGCCCAAAAAGCUAAACCGUAAGAGGUGCUUAAGGUGAUGUGAAAGUGGCCUCGAAGAGGUUUUCUUUAUAAAACUUUUCUCCCUACUCGGUUUACCGAAUGA